GCCUGAAGUAACUCCUACCAUCAUCUUCUCCUCCCCCAACUGCAGUAUAUCUUACAUUUCUUCAUCUCGUCUUCUCUUCUGAUUAUGCCCUAGAUCUAAGAGUGUUCUCCACGUAUCUUCGUGACCUACCUAACCCCGUGAGUAUAAUCAGGGUCUGGCCCGUACCUUGCACGGACUAGAAUCUACGAUGCCACAAAGAAAGGCAUUGCUCAUCGGCUGUCCCCUAGGACUGCAAGGCCCAACACAUGACGUGAGCGCUAUGGAAGAGCUUCUGCGGGAGCAAGAUUUCCAGGUAAUCCGCUGCUGUGGUCCAGAGGCAACCCAGACGGGGAUCCGCGAAGCCUGGGGUCGUCUUAUUGAGGAGUGUCAACCCGCAGAUGCAGUGGUGAUAUAUUAUUCGGGACAUGGAGGUUUGAUCAACGGAUCGGGCUUCAGGGGGCCUGGUCUUCCGGCAUGUUAUCAGACCUUGUGUCCGAUGGAUUAUGAGGAAGGAUCGGUCGAGGAUUUCCGCGGCAUCCUCGACUUUGAGAUCACGCACCUGGUGCGCCAGACAACUGACCGGACGAAGAACGUAACCACCAUCUUCGACUGCUGCCAUUCCGCCCAUAUCACCCGUGCCCCGAUCCCACGAGAGCAUUCUACCGGCAACUCCACAGUCACCACGGUGGUGAGGAGCCUGCCACGGAUGACGUUCGAUCUGACAAGCUACGUCCGUUCCCUCCCAAACAUCUUCUCCCCCGACCCGGAUGGCGGAGUUCACCUCCUCACCAGCCUCGAUAAUCCGUAUGCGGUGCGUAUCUUCGCGGCGGAGGUGGAUCAGAAAGCAUAUGAAUACCAGAAGGAGGAUAGUAGCUGGGCAGGUGCCAUGACCGAGGCCCUUAUUAAAGAAAUUCGCCAGCAGUCCGACCGCGGGCGCUCGUGGCGGACCACUAUUAUGAAAGUGCGCGAAGUGGUGCAGCGCCGGUUUGAUCAGCGGCCUCAAUCGCACGGGCCUGACCAGCGGCGGCUUUUCUCGAUGGAGAUGACCCCCGUCAACGUUUUGCAUGUCAAAUUGCAGGAAGGACAUCCGGUCAUGGCGGGUGGUUCAGUCCUUGGCGUUCGUCGGGGAGACGUCUACGUAAUCCAGCCCUUUGGAGACGAAUACAUCGACGAGGCAGCAUGCCUGGGUACCGCGACAGUCGUCAAUCUAUGUGGGUUCCAGGCGUUGCUGGCUCUGAACCUCAGGCCCGGGUGCUCGAUCCCCCAGGACGGAGCCCUGGCCUUCCAACGCACAAAUGUUGCUGAUACCGAUGGCUUUCAACAUGAUAACAACUCGGUUCAGGCUCGCAUUGCAGGGCUCGUUCGAAGCGCAGAUGUGCCUGGCCACAGACAUGGCGAUGGCCAUGAAGAGGGCCCGCCCCAACUCGCCAUGAGAUGCGUGACACAAGAUGAUUCUAUCAUUUUAUUCGCAGGCAAUAAUCUCAAACUAUGCGAGUUCGCAAACACGUCCGAAGGGAUCCAGUCAGUAGUAGAUGCAGCGGAGCAAAUAGUCAAGGCGCAGCACCUUCUGUCUCUUCGAUGUGAGGUACAAGAAGAGCAGUUGCAACACCGGCUUCAGGUUAGCCUCACCACGCAAAACCAGAUGGAUCAGACGGCAGUCUCGGUCCAGACCAGGGGUAUCGAAGAGGAAGAUUACCUGCGGAUUCGGCUGCAGAACCUAGGGGCUGAGCGUCUGUACGUUGCGGUCUUUGAGAUUAACGUGGCUGGGAAAAUCACACUGCUUACAAGGUCCACGCCGUGUGGGAAAGCCAUGUCGAGCCGGCAAGAAUCGACGCUGGGAAGUAAUUGGCUCGAGAACCGAGGCCUUAAAAUGACAUGGCCUACUGGGAUCGGCCGCGAAAGUCCUAUCCAGGAGCAUCUGGUACUUGUAGUCACCGACCAUGAAGCUGAUCUCCGGGCAUUGGAAACAAGGAAAACGAGCCCUACGCUGCGGGAUGUCCAACGUGCUGCGGAGAUCCCCCAUAUUCGCUGGGCCGUACUGCACCUCAGGUUUCUUCUUAGGCCCAGGCCUGUGGCUGACUCAGGGCCCGGUUCAGAUAAUAGCACUGAUAGUUUAGUACAAGCAAGAUAAAGACAAAUAGUGAAUGAAUUCUUUCAUGGCGAUAGCUUUAGGAUAGAUUUUUGCCAUCUACUGUGAAUUUUCACUGUG
Molecule: messenger RNA, 2188 nt
Organism: Aspergillus aculeatus ATCC 16872
Lineage: Eukaryota; Fungi; Ascomycota; Eurotiomycetes; Eurotiales; Aspergillaceae
Product: caspase family protein
Exons: 1
Coding region: 188-2110 (640 amino acids)
Biological process (GO): proteolysis
Molecular function (GO): cysteine-type endopeptidase activity
Source: RefSeq, a predicted model, not a curated record